AUGUGUUAUUUAUACGGCGUUCCACCUGAAAGUCUACCUUCAUCAUUUUCUCCACCACCUGCUCCAUCACCACCACCAUUGAUUAUUAAUGAAAGUGAAUUACCUACAGCAUCACAUGAAAUUGAAAUAUUGCUGUCGGAAAAACAGAAACUGGAAGAUGAAAAACAAAACAUUGAAAAAAUGAUUAAAAAAAAUGAAGAAGAAAUAAAUAAAUAUAUAAAUAGUGUAAGUAAACAUUGUUUUUUGGGUGUUCAAAUUAAAGGUAAAUUAUCUGAUGAAGUAUUAAUAAAAUUGUAUGAUGAUAUAGCACCAAUAACAUGCUCAUAUUUUCGUGCUACAUGUACAAGAAGAUAUGGAAUUGAUUUUCAAAACACUUCUCUUAAUUAUUUGGUUAUUAACAAAUAUAUAGAAGGAGGUGAAGUAUUUGCUUAUGUACAAAAUAAUAAUAAUAGAAUAUUAGAAAAAAGAGAAAAAGAAAAUAAUGAACUACGUCAUGAUAAAGCCGCUUUAUUAAGUAAGAAGAAAAUUGGUGAUUCAACAAAAUUCAUCAUCACACUUGGUGCAAUGCCAUCAUUAGAUGGAACACACAUCGUUUUUGGUGAAAUUAUACAAGGAUUUGAAAUUUUUGAAUUAAUAAAUAAACAAGCUGUUGAUAAUCUUGUACGUGCUGGUGGUGCUUCUUCUGGUGGUGAUGCUGCUGAUUUUGUUGUUAAUCAUCUUGUCGACAUAAUAAUAUAUUCAUGUGGUGAAAAACAAUAA
Rotaria socialis is the source of this 759-nucleotide messenger RNA. NCBI's taxonomy places the organism in Eukaryota, Metazoa, Rotifera, Eurotatoria, Philodinida, Philodinidae. The record is from the annotation of a GenBank genome assembly.